AUGUCCCACAAUCCCGCCUUCCGCACACCCGUCGGACCAGCCUCAUCAAACUCAAAAUGCGCAGCACCAUCAUCAACACUGUUGGACGGCUCGAGUGAUGCAUGGCUGAGCGUGACAACCGGCACAAAAGUCGGCCAUGCGACAACAACAGGCCCCUCCUUCCCGAUCCCCUCGUACGCCUUUUCAAAACAUGCCGCAGUACGCCUGCUCAUCGUAGCAUCCUGUACCACGACAAUGGACCGCGGAGACGUGAAUCCCCUUGCACCAAGAAGUGCUUUGGUCUCGAGCUCAUUUGCGCCGCAGUUGGUUGACUUGUCCUCGACUAUGAUCGUCGGUGCAAAGGCCUCCUGCGGCACGGCCAAGUCACCAUCGUCAGGCGUCUUCACCAACAGUCCGGACCAGCGCUCGGCAAUCAUCUGUAGGACACGCGCUUCGGGUGGCCGGCUGUCAAGUUCGUCGGCCAAACGCGAUAGCGAGGAUGUCGGCGUACAGCAGCGUACAUGA
Molecule: messenger RNA, 504 nt
Organism: Verticillium dahliae VdLs.17
Lineage: Eukaryota; Fungi; Ascomycota; Sordariomycetes; Glomerellales; Plectosphaerellaceae
Exons: 1
Coding region: 1-504 (167 amino acids)
Source: RefSeq, a predicted model, not a curated record